Molecule: messenger RNA, 819 nt
Organism: Cryptomeria japonica (Japanese cedar)
Lineage: Eukaryota; Viridiplantae; Streptophyta; Pinopsida; Cupressales; Cupressaceae
Product: L-type lectin-domain containing receptor kinase SIT2-like
Exons: 1
Coding region: 1-819 (272 amino acids)
Biological process (GO): protein phosphorylation
Cellular component (GO): plasma membrane
Molecular function (GO): ATP binding; protein kinase activity
Source: RefSeq, a predicted model, not a curated record
AUGCCAAAUGGAAGCCUGGAGAAGAUGAUAUUUCAGAAGAGGAAGAGCCUGCUUGCAUGGGCUCAGAGGUACAGAAUUCUGAGAGACGUGGGCGCAGGAUUGGAGUAUCUUCAUGAAGGGUGGGAGAAAAUUGUAGUGCAUAGAGACGUUAAAUCCAGCAAUAUUUUGUUGGAUUCUGAACUCAAUGCAAAGCUGGGUGACUUCGGGCUUGCUCGUCUGUACGAGCAUACAGAAAACCCACAAACUACUAGAGUGAUGGGUGCGCUUGGGUACAUCGCACCGGAGGUCGUACACACGGGAAAGGCCACUCCCAGCGCAGAUGUGUUCAGCUUUGGUAUUUUAAUGUUGGAGGUUGUCUGCGGGAGGAAGCCUGUAGAUCCCUCUCUCGAUGCUUACCAGAUCGUCAUGGUGGACUGGGUGAGAAAGCUCCAUGCGAAAGGCAGACUCAAGGAUGUAGCAGAUCCCAAUCUUGGCGGUGAAUAUGUUGAAGAUGAGAUGGAGAAGAUGCUCAAAUUAGGACUGCUGUGCUGCAAUCCUCAGCCAGAGGCGAGACCCACCAUCAGACAGGCAUUGCAAAUAAUUGAAGGGGAAGCGUCUCUUCCCAGUUUAGUUCCAUAUGGGAUGAGUGAAGGGACCUGUAGUUCAUAUCCAAGUAUAGGAGUAUCUUUUGCCUCGACUUCCAACUCUCCAGAGGGACGAUCAUUUACUAGUGGAAAGUCUGAAUCAAAGCAGUCUACCAUUAGUAAGGCUACCUUCUCAGAUUUUAAUGGAAGAACUGGAAGGAGGAUGCAGGAUAAUUCUUUUGUGCGCACUUGUUGA